UAACAACUUUGCUUACUGCAUUUUUUAAUGUAUAGACUGAAAUGAUUUUGGUGGAAAACUCAUUUUCUGACAUGAGAAUCCUAAGUGAUCUCACCCACUCUCUUAUUAGCACUAUAAAAGUCGCCAAUACAUUUACAUUGGCUUUGGAUCCAAAUUAUUUCAUUUUAGUUAGAAAAAUGGAUGUUUUUCUGUCUGUCCUCCAAUUCCUAUGUUUCUUUCUUUUAACUAUUACCACUUCCUCAUUGUUCAUUAAAGCAUCUGAAAUAAAUGUUGAAAGCUAUGAAUCUGAUAGAAUAAUUGAUCUACCAGGACAACCUUCAACACCACCAAUUUCACACUUUUCAGGUUACAUCAAUGUCAAUGAAGAUCAUGGGAGGGCUCUUUUCUAUUGGUUCUUUGAAGCUCAAUCUCAACCCUCCAAUAAACCUCUCCUUCUCUGGCUCAAUGGAGGACCUGGAUGCUCCUCAAUUGGAGGUGGUGCUGUUGUUGAGAUAGGACCUCUUUUAGUCAACAAAAAUGGUGAAGGACUAAAAUUUAACCCAUACUCUUGGAGUCAAGAAGCAAAUCUGUUAUUUGUGGAGUCACCCAUUGGAGUUGGUUUUUCUUACACCAAUACCUCUUCUGAUCUCACCAUUUUAGAGGAUCAUUUUGUGGCCGAGGAUUCUUACAAUUUCUUGGUAAAUUGGCUACAAAGAUUUCCACAGUUUAAAUCCAGGGACUUUUUCUUAGCAGGAGAAAGCUAUGCUGGUCACUAUAUCCCUCAGCUUGCAGAGUUAAUCUUUGACAGAAACAAAGAUAGAAGCAAAAAUCCAUUUAUUAAUCUUAAAGGUUUUAUUGUAGGGAAUCCAGAAACUGAUGAUUACUAUGAUUAUAAAGGCAUUGUAGAAUAUGCAUGGAGUCAUGCAGUAAUAUCAGAUGAGCAAUAUGAGAAAGCAAAACAAGUUUGUGAUUUUAAACAAUUUCGAUGGUCUAAUGAGUGCUUUCAGGCCAUGGACCAACUCUUCCAUGAUUAUUCAGAAAUUGACAUAUUCAACAUUUAUGCCCCUGCAUGUCGUUUAAAUAGUACAUCCACAGAAACCAAAAAUGGCCCUGAAUCACUUAAAAAGGUGAAAAAUGGUUAUAGAAUGAAGAGGAUGAGAAGUUUUGGGGGCUAUGACCCUUGUUAUUCCAUAUAUGCAGAAGAAUUUUUUAAUAGGGUAGAUGUUCAGUUAUCUAUUCAUGCAAACAAUAAAAGAGGAAACAGUAAAAUAGAAUGGAAGGGUUGCAAUAUUUCCAUAUUCAAUACUUACGACAUCUCUGUUUUUUCGGUCCUACCCAUCUACACUAAACUCAUCAAGGGUGGCCUUAAGAUAUGGAUUUACAGUGGAGAUGCAGAUGGCAGAUUACCCGUGAUAGGGACACGAUAUUGUGUUGAGGCUUUAGGACUACCUCUAAAGUCUACUUGGAGGAUUUGGUACCAACAUAAUCAGGUUGGAGGAAGGAUAGUGGAGUAUGAAGGAUUGACAUAUGUGACAGUGAGAGGAGCUGGUCACUUAGUGCCUCUCAACAAACCAACUGAGGCUCUCUCUCUUAUUCAUUCUUUCCUAACUGGAGAUCAUCUCCCUACUACUACUAAUACACCUCCAUGAUCAUCAAUUCUCUGCAUUUUUAGACUCAUCACAAGUUACCGAUUUAUUAAAUCAUAUGAAUAUAUAAUAUGAAUGUAACCCUGCUGGUGUAUCAAUAUUAUUCAAUAAAUGAAAAAGCAAUCCAUGAAAUCUG
Messenger RNA from Medicago truncatula (barrel medic), 1761 nucleotides. Its product is annotated as serine carboxypeptidase-like 33. Gene Ontology annotation, molecular function: serine-type carboxypeptidase activity. NCBI's taxonomy places the organism in Eukaryota, Viridiplantae, Streptophyta, Magnoliopsida, Fabales, Fabaceae. Gene Ontology annotation, cellular component: vacuole. The record is from RefSeq and is a predicted model, not a curated record. The transcript has 10 exons. The coding region runs from base 42 to 1628 and encodes 528 amino acids. Gene Ontology annotation, biological process: proteolysis.